UCCAAUUUUCCCAAGCUCGCCCAGCGCGGCCUUCCCCAGAGCGCGACCACGCCACGCCGUGCCGCGCCGCGCCGCGCCGCGACGAGCGGAUGCCGUCCAAGCGGCCGUCCAUGAGCGCCAUGGACGCGGGCGCCGCGCCCGCCUCGCCAUCAUCCCCUCCUAGGUCGUCGAAGAAGCGCUCGUCCCGCCCCAAGCCCCGCGCGGGGGACGCCCGCCACCCGGCCCCGAACCCUAGCCCGCCCCCUGCCGCCGCCGCCUCCUCCCGCAGCCGUGAGCGCGAGCGCAAGCGUAGGCAGCGCGGCGCGUUCGCGGACCCGGCCGCCGCGGUGACCGCGCCCGCCGGCGGCGCCGUCCAGAAGCUCUGGAACGACGCCGACGAGGUCGCGCUCCUCGCCGGCGCCGCCGCCUUCCGCGCGCGCGCCGGCCACGUCCCGCGCCUCCCGGACAUGGGCGCGCUCUUCGACUCCAUCAGGGGCUCCCUCUCCCCGCACCUCGACCAGACCAAGGUGUACUACAAGCUGAAGCGGCUCAAGAGCAAGUUCCUCCACGCGGCGCCGGGCGCGUCCGCCGGCCCGCACGAGCGCCGCGUGCGCGACCUCUGCGCGAGCGUGUGGGGCGACGACCUGGAGCCCCUUGCCGAGGGCGACGACGAGGCGGGGGCUGACCAGCCGCGCACUGUCCCGGACGCCGCCGCCAUGCUGCCGGUGCUGACUGAGAUGCUUGAUGAGUACUGGAAGACCGAUGGGCGGGCGCUGUCUGGGGUGUCCCUGGAGAAGGGGUUGUCACUACUUGGGACCGAGGAGGCGAGAUUCAUCGAGGGCAAGUGGAGGAGGCAGCUUGAUUCAGAAAUACAAACACAGAUGCGGCGGCAUGAUCUGGCCAAGGAGGUCUACGCCUUGCUCAUGGACGCCAUCAAGGGCCUCGGGCCUUAGCCCGGGUACAAGGUGAUGAGUUAGAUAGAGCUGGGUCUGGGCACAUACAUCUGCCAUGCCUUUCUAUAGGCUGAUCGAACCACUGUACUCGGUUGAUGAUUGACAAGGCCAAGAAUCAAGUGGGGCUAUUUACGACUGUAUCAAAUAUUUUAGGUUCAUAGCUGUUACUUUUGCUACUCUCUCGUCAGAUUUAGAUGUGAAAAUGGUUUAGUCGCUUAACCUGUUUGUGAAUCGUUUGCUAACGUCUGUAUCUGUGAUAUUAGUGCAUUUUCAAGUGUAAUGCGCAACAUCUCGAUAUUUGUUACUACAUUGUGUGGGAAAAAAACAGUUAGCUCAUCUUGCAUAAUGAUUAUAUUGUUGAAAC
Molecule: messenger RNA, 1296 nt
Organism: Oryza brachyantha (malo sina)
Lineage: Eukaryota; Viridiplantae; Streptophyta; Magnoliopsida; Poales; Poaceae
Product: STOREKEEPER protein-like
Exons: 2
Coding region: 90-932 (280 amino acids)
Biological process (GO): regulation of DNA-templated transcription
Cellular component (GO): nucleus
Source: RefSeq, a predicted model, not a curated record